Molecule: messenger RNA, 1086 nt
Organism: Morchella sextelata
Lineage: Eukaryota; Fungi; Ascomycota; Pezizomycetes; Pezizales; Morchellaceae
Exons: 1
Coding region: 1-1086 (361 amino acids)
Source: RefSeq, a predicted model, not a curated record
AUGGCUUCAGGCCGACGACUACGCACCCGCACUAGUAGCGGAGUACCAACAUCACAGCAACAACAACUUUCAGAUUGCGGCCACGACCGGUCUCAGCUCGACCUCAGCGGUGAUCGCGAUCUUCCCUGCAAGGUCUGCUGGUCCAACCGCGAGAUUCUCAUUCAGCGGCUCAUCGAGCCCUUUGAGAACGCGCUGGAAACUCUUCAAGACGAGGGAGCCAGCGGCUCGGCAAACAGCACCCCUGAACGUGGGGUGGUGGUAUCAUCGGGAGAUGCUCCUGUUGGUGGCAGGUCCCGAAGUUUGAGGCGGAGAGCGGGGAAAAAAAGGACAAGAAGUGCUUCCCCGACGGCGGCGACAACACCGAUGGGAAUUGAUGGGGAGGAUUUGAAUUUGUUGGGUUCCGGGGGUCCGGGUGCUGUUAGGCCGGAUGAGGAAGAUUGCAUUCACGUGCAGGAUAUCAGCGUCGUAACGGUGCAGAGGCCCCAAAAGAAACGGAGUAAAUCUCCUCCCGAUGAAAAUAAGAGUGUGAAGAUCGCAGCUUUGGAGCCACAGAAAGCGAGCACAAACAUCAUCCCGCCAACAAAGGGGAGAAAUAUGACAGUAACAACCGAAAAAAUGCAAGAAAACCCUUCACCACCUGUAGAUUAUGCAGCAACAACGAAAUUGCCGAAAGUGACAGAGAAAGCACCACCCACACCCCCAACACUGCCCGCAAAACUACCGAAACAGAAACAACAGAGAACUUCACAGGUGCAGCCGCCGAAAAAGGGCCAGCAAACCCUGUUUUCGUUUUUCUCCAAAUCUGCCGAAGGCGCAACGGUAAAAACCGAAGAGACAAAUGCGAAGCCAGUGACUAUUUUUAGCGCAGGAGGGAAUAGCAGCGGGCCGAGAAAGAGGGACGUGGGAACUCCAAAGGCGAAUGAAGAAAUCGUUGUCCGGACAUGCACAAAGGUAGCAUCACCACCGCCCCCACCAGCACCACCGGCAAGAGCAGGGACUAGGAAGAGCGCCCGAGAUGUAACAGUAAAAUCUCGAGAGACCAUCAACUACAGGGAGGAUUCAGAUUCAGAUAUCGAUCUCGAUUAA